AUGUCGUUCUUUCUAUGCUUCCUGUCAGCUGGGUGUCUGAUCCCCGUGGGAAGUACCCUCGCUGCCCAACUACCUCCUGCAGCUCAGCGCAUUGACUGGAAGAGCUUCAAUGUCCUCCCGUCCGUGCCACCUCCAGCCGUGGCAAAUGAUUCGACAAUAUUUGUUUGGCCUGGAGUCACUGCGGAGUCUCUCCUGGCGAAGCCAUUCCACGUCUACGAUGACGAGUUCUUGAACGUCAUUGGCUACAAUCCUUCCCUCACUCUCAUUGCUACUUCGGACACAGACCCCAUCUUUCACGAGGCUGUCGUGUGGCAUCAGCCCAGAGAUGAGGUCUUCUUCGUCCAGAAUGCCGGUGCGCCGGCUGCAGGUACUGGGCUGAAUAAGUCCUCGAUCAUUCAGAAGAUCUCUCUUGCAGAUGCCGAGGCUGUGCGCAAGGGUCAAUUGAGCAACGCCACCGUCACGGUCGUGCCUUCAAACCCCCAGGUCAUCAACCCAAACGGUGGCACCAACUACAAGGGGAACAUCGUCUUUGCGGGAGAGGGUCAGGGCGCCGACAUCACUUCGACGAUGUAUCUCAUGAACCCGGAACCGCCAUUCAAUACUACCGUCCUGUUUAACAACUAUUUCGGUCGCCAAUUCAACUCGCUUAACGACGUCAACAUCAACCCCCGCAACGGAGAACUGUACUUCACGGAUACCCUCUACGGCUUCCUGCAGGACUUCCGCCCUCCUCCUGGCCUUCGCAACCAAGUCUACCGCUACAACUUCCAGACAGGCGCAAUUGCUGUUGUUGCCGAUGACUUCACUCUGCCCAACGGUAUCACCUUCUCGCCAGAUGGGAAGAAGGCGUAUGUCACCGACACCGGCAUUGCCCUAGGAUUCUACGGCCGCAACCUCUCUUCGCCCGCCUCGGUCUACUCGUUCGACGUGAACGAUGACGGCACCUUCCAGAACCGCAAGACUUUUGCUUACACUGCUUCCUUCAUCCCCGAUGGUAUCCACACCGACUCCGCCGGUCGCGUCUACUCCGGCUGUGGCGACGGCGUUCACGUCUGGAACCCUUCCGGCAAGCUGAUCGGCAAGAUCUACACCGGUGUCACUGCUGCGAACUUCCAGUUCGCCGGCAAGGGGAGGAUGAUCAUCACCGGGCAGACCAAGCUGUUCUACGUUACGCUCGCUGCGUCCGGUGCGCCGAUACUAUAG
This is a messenger RNA of Diaporthe batatas, 1203 nucleotides long. RefSeq lists its product as uncharacterized. The transcript is spliced from 6 exons. NCBI's taxonomy places the organism in Eukaryota, Fungi, Ascomycota, Sordariomycetes, Diaporthales, Diaporthaceae. Bases 1 to 1203 code for a protein of 400 amino acids. The record is from RefSeq and is a predicted model, not a curated record.